CAGUUGGUGGCGGUAUGUGCCUAUGGUGCGGAAUACGCCAAACAAUUCCAAAGAAGAAGAAGAAGAAGAAGAGAGUUGAAGGGUCGUGUUUUCAUGUUCACACAGCAAACAUGGCGGAGUCUGAGCAGCCGAUAGGCUCCUCCCAUGAGGAUGACAAGCCUCCCAAUCCUGUCAGUUUCAGCUUCAUGGUGCCAAAGAAGGAGAUCAGCAUGGUGCCUGAUAUGGGCAAAUGGAAAAGAUCACAGGCAUAUGCAGACUACAUGGGAUUCAUUCUGACCCUGAAUGAGGGUGUGAAGAGAAAGAAACUUACAUGUGAAUACCAGGUGUCUGAGACAGUGGAGAAGUUGCUUGCUAUGUUGGCAACAUUAGAUCGCUGGAUCGAUGAGACGCCACCAAUCGACCAGCCUUCUCGCUUCGGCAAUAAAGCUUACCGCACAUGGUAUGCUAAACUAGACCAGGAAGCAGAGGCUCUGGUCACAGCCAUUCUGCCAUCAGAGCGUCAUGAUGCUGCUCCAGAGAUAGCGGUCUACCUGAAAGAGGCUGUGGGCAACUCCACCAGGAUUGACUAUGGCACAGGUCAUGAGGCGGCAUUUGCUGUGUUCCUCUGCUGUCUUUGUAAGGUGGGAGCUCUGCGCAUGGAGGACCAGCUGGCCAUCAUAUUUAAAGUUUUUGACAAGUAUCUGCGAGUGAUGCACAAACUGCAGAAGACGUAUAGGAUGGAGCCGGCAGGGAGUCAGGGUGUGUGGGGUCUUGACGACUUUCAAUUCCUUCCUUUCAUAUGGGGGAGCUCACAGCUUAUAGACCACCCAACCCUGGAGCCCAGACACUUUGUGGAGGAGAAGGUUGUAAACGAGUACCACCAAGACUACAUGUUUCUGGAGUGCAUUAAAUUCAUUAAUGAGAUGAAAACAGGCCCUUUUGCCGAACACUCGAAUCAGCUUUGGAACAUCAGCGCUGUUCCUUCUUGGUCCAAAGUCAAUCAAGGUCUCAUACGAAUGUAUAAAGCGGAAUGUCUAGAAAAAUUCCCCGUCAUCCAGCAUUUCAAGUUUGGCAGCCUGCUCUCCAUCCAGCCAGUCAAACCAUGAGAGACAAGAAAAAGAAUUUGCACCUCAUCAGAGAGCACAACCAAACUUCAACUUCGGAUGAAACCGCUUCAGUCCCAGUUAACAAACCUAAAUAUGCAUUCUCAUCACCAGAGGUGCUUGGUCUUACUCCUGAAGAUCUACUUUCCUGGAGAGUUUAGUCCCAAACCUGCUCUUAUACAUUCAACCCUAAAAGGUUUCAGUGAAUCUGAAGACCUAGAUUAUCAGGUUCAGGAGUAUUUGAGUAGAGUUGAACUAAACUCUGCAGAACGGUAGAUCUAAGCAGCCCUGCUCUUCACAAUCUACUAGUUCUACAUAUGAAAUCCCACCUCUGAUAUUCCACUUUAAGUGACGCAAUUUGUCUGUAUGGUUUUAUUUAUCCAUUCCCUGCAAGCAGGAAGUUGAACUGCUACUUAGACACCUGCAGUGAGCACUCUCAACGCAGUUAUGCACAUACAUUUUCAUCUGGAUUGGCAUUUAUAUUUAUUUGUGUAUAUAAAGAAAGAGCUUGUCAUGAUGAACGGUUGAAGGCUUGGUUUUGGUUUAAUGGAUUCUAUUUCCUGUGUGCAAAGAUCUGAAGCCAAUGAACAAUGUGUGUGUGUGUGUGGGUUGUGGGAGUUUGUGAGUUCAUGGAGCAUUGGUGUCUCAAAAGUCACUUAUAGUGAACUUCUUGCUGUUCAUUUAUCAAAGAUUGCUGAGGCAUGUGGUGUUGUGAAUGGUUUUGAUAAGUGUCAUUUUUACCUAUGUAAGACAUUAAUAAGUUGUCAACCACUUUAGUUGUACAUUUUUGGCUGUGCUUGUUUCUUUCAUAUUCACUUAACUGAAAAUGAGAUGAGUAAAAUGCCAAAAAAAUACCCUUUUAGUUUCUAAACCGCCACAUGUAGCUAAUAAAUUAGUCUUCUGUUUGCUAAUUUAAAGCAAUGAAUUUGGUGCCAGCAGUUUAGUAUGAUGCAACAUUAGUAAAGUAUAUUUAAUUUCUAAACUUCGUUCUGUAUAAAUAAAUGAUUUUGGUUUGCUUCAGAACCAACACAAGCGGCGGGCACAUUAUAAAAAACAGUCUGCAUGUUAAAAGUACUGAAAUAUUGGUGCAAAGCUUUUGUUACUCAAAUACAGUAACUCUUUUUACCAUUAGAACCGGGCAAUUCAUCUGUGAACAUUUUUACGCCAGCGGAAAUAUUUAUAUUAAUAUUUAUUAAGCACAUUAGAUUGAUGAACCGUAUUUUCAAGAAUCCAGCCUUUUUGUUUUACAUGGGUAAAUAUGGAACUAACAGACCUGAGCGGCUUUUCCUAAAUGCUUUGCAGGCCUAAGUAGAUUGUUGAAACAAUUGGCACCAAUGAUCUCUAUGAUCUACUUAGGAUUACAAUGCUUUUGGGAAUCGCAGCGCUGGGUGUUAAAUGUUACAAAAUCAUUCCUAUAGCUCAGUGAUCCUCAAAUCUGACUCGCGAGAUCCACUUUCCUGCAGAGUUUAGCUCUA
Messenger RNA from Sinocyclocheilus grahami, 2557 nucleotides. RefSeq names its product serine/threonine-protein phosphatase 2A activator-like. The transcript has 10 exons. Gene Ontology annotation, cellular component: cytoplasm; nucleus; protein phosphatase type 2A complex. The record is from RefSeq and is a predicted model, not a curated record. Bases 15 to 1085 code for a protein of 356 amino acids. Gene Ontology annotation, molecular function: protein tyrosine phosphatase activator activity; peptidyl-prolyl cis-trans isomerase activity. Lineage: Eukaryota; Metazoa; Chordata; Actinopteri; Cypriniformes; Cyprinidae. Gene Ontology annotation, biological process: mitotic spindle organization.